This is a messenger RNA of Mirounga angustirostris (Northern elephant seal), 2820 nucleotides long. It is a transcript of the gene DHODH, whose product is annotated as dihydroorotate dehydrogenase (quinone). Gene Ontology annotation, molecular function: dihydroorotate dehydrogenase activity. Lineage: Eukaryota; Metazoa; Chordata; Mammalia; Carnivora; Phocidae. Gene Ontology annotation, cellular component: mitochondrial inner membrane; cytoplasm. Bases 68 to 1357 code for a protein of 429 amino acids. The transcript is spliced from 9 exons. The record is from RefSeq and is a predicted model, not a curated record. Gene Ontology annotation, biological process: 'de novo' pyrimidine nucleobase biosynthetic process; pyrimidine ribonucleotide biosynthetic process.
UUGGAGGGCUCACCUCCAUCUCCUCCAAUGGAAAUGAGCCAGAGGCGGGUCUAGUGGCGGAAGGAGCAUGGCGUGGAGACAGCUCAAAAAGCGGGCCCAGGAUGCUGUGGUCAUCCUGGGGGGUGGAGGACUUCUCUUCACUUCCUACCUGACGGCUAUGGGGGAUGAACAUUUCUACACUGAACACUUGAUGCCGGCUAUGCAGAGGCUUCUGGACCCUGAGUCAGCCCACAGGCUGGCCGUUCGCCUCACCUCCCUGGGGCUCCUUCCUCGUGCCACGUUUCAAGACUCUGACAUGCUGGAAGUGAGAGUCCUGGGCCAUAAAUUCCGAAAUCCAGUUGGAAUUGCUGCAGGAUUUGAUAAACAUGGGGAAGCUGUGGAUGGACUUUACAAGAUGGGCUUUGGUUUUGUUGAGAUUGGCAGUGUGACUCCGAAACCUCAGGAAGGAAACCCCAGGCCCAGAGUCUUCCGCCUCCCUGAGGACCAAGCAGUCAUUAACAGUCAGAAGUAUAGUGGAAAUGACCAUGAAGCCAUCUCUCCAAAGUCUCUGCCUUUGGCUGAGGGCUCUAACCUCGUCCCUCCCUACCCACUUCUGUGCUAUAGAUACGGAUUUAACAGUCACGGACUCUCGGUGGUGGAACACAGGUUGCGGGCCAGACAGGAGAAACAGGCCAGGCUCACAGAAGAGGGGCUGCCACUGGGAAUAAACCUGGGGAAGAAUAAGACCUCGGUGGACGCUGCUGCGGACUACGCGGAGGGGGUUCGCGUCCUGGGCCCCUUGGCGGACUACCUGGUAGUGAACGUGUCCAGUCCCAACACCGCUGGGCUGCGGAGCCUUCAGGGAAAGGCGGAGCUGCGCCACCUGCUGACCAAGGUGCUGCAGGAGAGGGACACCCUGAAGGGAGCACGCAAGCCAGCCGUGCUGGUGAAGAUUGCACCCGACCUCACAGCCCAGGACAAGGAGGAUAUUGCCAAUGUGGUGAGAGAGUUGGGCAUCGAUGGAUUGAUUAUCACCAACACCACAGUGAGCCGCCCUGCCAGCCUCCAGGGUGCCCUGCGCUCUGAAAUAGGAGGGCUGAGUGGGAAGCCCCUCCGGGACUUAUCAACCCAAACCAUCCGGGAGAUGUAUGCACUCACCAAAGGCGGAGUCCCCAUCAUUGGGGUCGGCGGGGUCAGCAGUGGGCAGGACGCGCUGGAGAAGAUCCGGGCGGGGGCCUCCCUGGUGCAGCUGUACACGGCCCUCACCUACCGCGGGCCGCCCGUGGUGGGCAGGGUCAAGCGGGAGCUGGAGGCCCUUUUGAAGGAGCAGGGUUUUACCAGAAUCACAGAUGCCAUUGGAGCAGAUCAUCGGAGGUGAGGACGUUGUUGGUGGCAAGCCUGAUCUGGAAUCUUCUAAAGCAGGCGGGCCUUUGUGGCUGAAUUGAGAGAGGAGAGCGAUAUUCCCCAACCCACAAGAGCCCUUCCUCCGGCCCGACUUUUGUCAAAGCCAAUCAUGAGUGUCACCGGAAUCAAUACACGGCUUUCUUUAAUCGCUUGUCGGACCAUGAACUGCAUUCAUGAUUCUUUCUAGACUCAAAUCUCUUUAAUAGUGCAAGGACAUUAAAAUACUUGAGGGAAAUAUAAAGCCAUUUAAAACCUGGAUUUAAAUCCCAGCCCUUUCUGGAAGGCCCCCGGGCUUUGCCCCGAUGCUGCAGGUCCUCGCAGGCCUGUGCUGCCUUGGAUCUGCACCGGGCUCCCGAUGAGCUUGACUCUCUUUCAUUCUGUCUUCACUUUUAUUUAUUUUAAGUUUUCACUUUAUUUUGAAAAUAUUUAGAACAGACAAAGUCGCAAGAAUCGGGCUCGUGGGUGGCCAUCCUCUGUCUUCACAUCGUCUUCCUUCUGUGAGUCCGGGUCCUCAUCUUUUCUUAUAAGGACGCCAGUCAUGUCGGAGUGGGCCCCACCCUGAUGGCCUCAAUUUCAUUUGAUUCCCUUGGUAAAGAUAGGAUCUGGAAAGACCCUCUCUGCAAAUAAGGGCACGUUCUGAAGUUCAAGGGUUUAGGAUUUAACAUAGCAAUUUUGGGGAGACACAAUUCAACCCGUCACAGGAAAAUGUGCUUGCUGUCCCCUUUCUUUAUUAUCUGUGACUUGGAGUGCCAUCGGGCAGACAGGGUUCUCAAGGUGCUUGAAGACAAUAGACAAGAUGCUAAAGAGGUGUACUGUUAACUAAAGAGAUCGAGCAACACCAGUUUUUUCAAUACCGAAAAGCAAAUGGCAGAGAGAAGCUGGAAACCUUGUCUGGGCAGUGUUGUUGGGGUCUGGCGUGCCCUCACAGCCGUCAGAAACUCCCUUUGUUCCCAUCACCUCAAUACGGAUUUUAUUCUAAAUUCGAUUUCUCAGAAGCUCUGCGAGAGGCCCAGGAUGGUAACGGCGCUGAUGUAUCCCGUCGCCUCGUGGUUGAAUCUUGGCCUCAGCCCCGCCCUCCUGUAUCUGCUCACUCUCUGUCACGAAACCCUCAGCCAGCCUCCUGCUCUCCUUUUCAAAGACCUUUCUCUUGUUUUUUGCUUUUUAAAAAAUAGCCCCCAAAUAAAAGUUGUGGACCUCUUUUCCCCCUUAAAUAACUCUGUUUCCCAGAGGUAAUCACAGGUAACUUUUGAAUCUAUCUUGCUAAAUUUUUCCAGAUAUUUUUCUUUUUAUAUACAAACACAUGUGUCUAUAGCUAUCUUUUUUCUCUCUCUGCACACACAUGUAUAGAAUAAUUUCAGGAAAAUAAUACAAAGAACUGUUUUUUAAUACCAACUCAUAUGAGAAUAAAUUGCUGGUCUGGUGCUCCAUCAUCCUGAA